UAAAUUACUACGUUUUGAUUUGUCAAUGAAAGUACAUAUGGUGUAGAAUUAAAGCUGGAUUGUGAUUGUUGUGUUUUACUAUGUUCUGACACAUUUUCAGUUCCUACUUCGUAAAGAUUUUGAUGUUUAUAUUUUGAUUAAGUAAAUGAAACAAUGAAUUUUCAUACAAUAUUAGCAGUAGUGUUUGCUGUUUUAGGAUCAGUUUCCAUCGUAACAGUGUUAAUUUUACUAGGUUGGUUCCUUAUCUGGAAAGCAUUUUUAUCAAAAUUCCGACUAGUUCGUGAAUUGCUGGGUCAAGGAAACGGUGAUGAGGUGCAACCUAUAGAGCAACAACCUCAUAUAAGAGCGAAAAAAAUACGCCGAGACUAAAAUCAGUAAACUGUGAGCAGUUUACAGAUAAUCGAAAAUAAGCAAAGUAGUUAAA
Zeugodacus cucurbitae (melon fly) is the source of this 424-nucleotide messenger RNA. Its product is annotated as small integral membrane protein 13. The transcript has 2 exons. The coding region runs from base 154 to 369 and encodes 71 amino acids. The record is from RefSeq and is a predicted model, not a curated record. NCBI's taxonomy places the organism in Eukaryota, Metazoa, Arthropoda, Insecta, Diptera, Tephritidae.